Molecule: messenger RNA, 3801 nt
Organism: Gadus macrocephalus (Pacific cod)
Lineage: Eukaryota; Metazoa; Chordata; Actinopteri; Gadiformes; Gadidae
Gene: qki2
Product: QKI, KH domain containing, RNA binding 2
Exons: 9
Coding region: 547-1710 (387 amino acids)
Biological process (GO): regulation of mRNA splicing, via spliceosome
Cellular component (GO): nucleus
Molecular function (GO): mRNA binding
Source: RefSeq, a predicted model, not a curated record
CGCGCCGCGCGCUCCUGAGCACUCGUGCAACUCGGCUACUGUAAUCUUAUGAUAGAGCCUCGAACCCCAUUCCUGAAUAUCUACACAUCGGGCAGACUGCGACCGGCUCGGGAUAGGGAAAGUUCAUGCAAGGAUACCGUCAGUAAGGGCCGAAACUUGCAAGGAGAAGCCGCGUUUUGUUGAACAACAAGCGCGAGUGAGAGAAUAAAAAGAAACUGUGUGAAGAAGAAGAAGAAACUUUUUCAAACUUUGAGGAGAGCGGUGUGAAGAUUUGAAAAACAACCCUGGACCACCACAACGGUACUUAUCAAAGUCUAGCCGGUCGAUACCUAUUCAAACACGACCCAGUUACGUUAUCUGUUGGUGUGUAAGUGCGCCCCACUGUUGACUGGACUGGAGUUUUGUAGACUAGAUUCACUGUCGGUCCUCGGGUCGACUCCCGAUCCCGCUGGCUCGCGCAUCUCAGUCUCUCAGCCCAGUCGCCAUUAUUUUGUGUGACUUUUUGUUAAAGUUUUCAUAACGUGGUUUUCUCUCACCAACAAAGUCAUGGUUGGGGAGACAGAGGUAAAAGAGAGACCAAAGUCCAGCCCGGACUACCUAAUGCAGCUCAUGAAUGAUCGGAAGGUGAUGAGUUCCCUCCCCAACUUCAGCGGCAUCUUCACGCACCUGGAGCGGCUUCUGGAUGAAGAGAUCGGCCGCGUACGCAAGGACAUGUACAUCGACACGAUGAGCGCGGGCCCUUCGGACGGCCGUGACAGCGAGGAGCUGCCCGACGGCAUCGGCCCCGUGGCCCAGCUGCAGGAGAAGCUGUACGUGCCGGUGAAGGAGUACCCGGAUUUCAACUUUGUGGGAAGGAUCCUGGGGCCACGCGGCCUCACCGCCAAACAGCUGGAGGCUGAGACCGGCUGCAAGAUCAUGGUCCGAGGGAAGGGCUCCAUGAGGGACAAGAAGAAGGAAGAAAUGAACAGAGGCAAGCCCAACUGGGAGCACCUCAGUGAAGAGCUCCAUGUGCUGAUCACGGUGGAGGACACGCACAACCGCGCCCAGAUCAAACUCACGAGGGCCACGGCAGAGGUCAAGAAGCUGCUGGUGCCUGCUGUGAGUAGACCCCCGCCGACACCGAGCCCAGGGCAACACCCAGCCCCGAGUAGCACCUACCUGAGUGUCCUUGCGUUUUCCUGCGUAUAUCUUUGUGCGUCUGCGUCUGCAAAUGUAUGUGUGUGUGGGUGUGUGUGUAGGCCGAGGGCGGACAGCCUAAAGAAGAUGCAGCUGAUGGAGCUGGCCAUCCUGAAUGGAACCUACAGAGAUGCCAAUCUCAAGCAACCCACAAUGGCGUUCUCCCUAGCGUCGCCUCAGGCCCGUCAAAUCAUCACCCAGCACCCCUCGCAAGUCAUGCAGCAGGCCCUCCGAAACCCCUCCCCCAUGAACGGGCCCACCCUGAUGCCCCUCCUCCGUCAGAUCCAGAGCUCCGCCCUCAUGCAGGGGGGCAGUCCGCACCCGGCGCUGAUGCAGCAGGGGCCCGAGUCCGGCAUCAUCUACACGCCCUACGAGUACCCCUACACCCUCACGCCCUCCAUACUGGAGUACCCCAUGGACACCAGCGGAGUAUUAGGUGCCAUGACCACUAAGGUACGACGCCACGACAUGAGAAUCCAUCCUUACCAAAGGGUAAUGACCACAGACAGAGCUGCCACGGCAACUAACCCAUGACCCUUGACCUUCUGACCUUUCUGCCCACUGAUGACCCACCCAUCUCUGCCUGCUGGGCGUUUUCAUUGGCCAAUGGCCCUGCCACUCGCCCCGACAUCCCAACUAGAGACCAGCAUAAUGGGAACAACGUGCCGGCUCCUUUCUAACCAGCCAACCCUCAAGGACUUCAUGGGAAUGAACCUCUAAGGAACCGACUCACCCUAACCAAAUGUGCCUUCCUUCCGAAAGUCCACCCUCCAACUGUUGAUCCAGAAAUCUGUCACCUUUGGUGUAAAAAAAACAAAAAGCAAUUGUUUUUCCAAUCGUCUCUGUUUAUGACCGUAGGUCUCCAUGGUGACCCGUCAUAAUCAAGUGCAGGGCCUCCACGCUUCCAAGCUUCUGUAAAAACGUUUUCUGUUUUCACCCUGAUCAGGAGAUUUAACGCUACCCUCUGAUUUGCACUCAACUGUCGUUACUCCCAAUGAUGAAAUUGACAAUAUUAACAGAAACAAUAACCUUACUGAAAAUGUUACUUAUUUAUGAAAGUUAAACCAGCAACACUACGGGAUAUUUCUGAUGUUUUGGAUGUUUUUUAUUUUGUAUUACUCAGGACCAUAGCACCUACCAUUGGUCUCUACAUAUGUUUUGAAUCUACGACAAAAUAAUUGACUGUUAGCAUACGUUGCCUUUCCCAUUGAUAUUAGGCUUUUCAAGAAAGUGCUAUCGUUUGAAUAUGCUAUCAAACUGUUUUGUGAUUAUGCUAGCGCCUAGUGCAGCACCUUUCCAACACACUGUGAUAGGAGUUUCAGAAAAGAGAAAGAAAGUAUACAAAAGGUUUCCCUAAAUAAGCACUCCUAAGUAAGAACAACUACUACCAGAAUGCAUCUCUGUCCCCUUUCACAAAUCUCACUUCUUAUUUUAGGGCAUACAAUGACAAAACUUCAGAUUCUGUACACAACAUUUGAUAGGUCUUGCACAAAUGUAUGCUUCCACUGCCUUGGUCACACACACAUACACACACACACAUUUACACACACUAGGUGUAUAUAACAGUCCAAUUUGUGAUGAUUUGGUAGCGUCAGUAUUUCUAUAACAAUGACGCCUUUGACAUUAUCGUACUAAAUUGUACUAGCCUGAGCAACAGUGCCUCUAUUUAUGAACAGGGAUGGAAAAAUGUUACAUGUAGAUGUGUUUUUACACUACAUGAGUUUCAUGUGCAUCGUGAAAGAGAUAGUAUUGCGUUUCAAUGCAAGUUAAUUGGAUUAAAGUACGCAUUUAGUUACAGCCUCACUAUCUAACUAUUUUGGUUGCCUACAUUACAAAAGAUGUCAUUAUCUCAGUGCCAAAAUGGAUCAAUGGAUGGGUUUACUGCAGUAUUUACACAGCUGCCUUAUCAAUAUGUGUCAUUGAGCUGCAGUUAAAAACAUGUUCAGUGGACCUGGGGCCUCUUUGGAUCAGUAUUAUAUUUGAGUUAUUUUUAAUGGAUUUGUGUUGUGUAAUUUGUUUGCUUUGUCUAUAGGAGAUAGACAUGUCUGGAUGCUUAUUUUGCAUGUGUAUCCACUUUUCAGAGACGCAAAAAAAACGUGCUUUGGUUCCGGUUGUGUUUUCUCUUGUAAGGGACGCCCUUCUCGUCCCAUUCAAUGCACAAAAAGCCAACCGAUGCCUGAAAUAAGUCAGAGUCAUUGCGUAACAUCUGUAACAACUACAUCAUGUAUUUUUAUAUUCUAUUUUGUACGUGAAAAUGACAUUAAAUUAACUUUUUUCCUACAAAAACUAUAUGCCCUAUAAUGGAGAAUAAUUUGAUAGCCAUUACUGUUUUUCUUUUUUGUUGUAUCCUUCAUCUCUUCGACUGUUGAGUGGUUCAGGAGUUCUCCGUGACCUCGCACUGUGCCCACUGUCCUGAUAUACUGGAGGUCUUUCUGAUCGGUCGCUUCCCCCUUGUGCCUUUUGUAUGUAAGUGUGAUCAUUAACAAUGCAGUAUGGAACAUUAAUCUACCUUGGAGCCACAUGUUCGAUACAACUAACCAUGUUUCUUCACUUCUGUGACUAUUAACCAAGAUAAUGAUAGCUGUCUGCUUUGGUUUCCUUUAAGAUUCAAAUUGUGUGUGUGUG